Capsella rubella is the source of this 1842-nucleotide messenger RNA. Its product is annotated as F-box/LRR-repeat protein At3g26922. NCBI's taxonomy places the organism in Eukaryota, Viridiplantae, Streptophyta, Magnoliopsida, Brassicales, Brassicaceae. Gene Ontology annotation, molecular function: protein binding. The record is from RefSeq and is a predicted model, not a curated record. The coding region runs from base 417 to 1781 and encodes 454 amino acids. The transcript has 4 exons.
AUUGUUGACUGUUGAGGGUUACACAAUCUUGGGUUUUGUGCUUUAUGCAUCAUUGCGUUGUGGAAACAUUCUUGUAAACAUCUAGACUCUAGAGGUAAACAGUACUAUCUAUGUUGCCAAACAACAAUUUUCACUUUAAGAGGCAGAGAAGGCUCCUCCUCUCAGAAACCCUAACAUCCGCCGAAUAGUUCUGGCUUCAAUCUCUUCUUCCGCCGCCAUACUCGACGGGUGAAGCGGCCAGCAGGAGGAAUUAGGUCUUUCUCUACGGAAAAGAACUAUCUUUUAAAGCGUUUGGCUGCGUCUGCGUUCGAAGGUUGAAACAGCGUUUUGUAAUGCGAAAGCACUAAGAAAGCAAUAAGUUACCUGUGCGAGCUCUCCACUUCAGUUCGUCCUCAAUUUCAUACUCAUCCUUGACAAUGAAACGAUGGUAUAUUUUUACGACCCGUUCUAGUGUGAGAAUUGGAGGUGCUGAGAAUGAGGACAGGAUCAGUGACUUGCCUGAAGCUCUGCUUCUGCAGAUAUUGUCUUUACUUCCAGUAAAAGAUGUUGUAGCCACUAGUGUAUUGUCUAAACCAUGGAGGUCUCUCUGGAAGCUGGUGCCCAAACUCAAGUUUGAUUAUGAAAACAAUCAAAGUGAACACGAGACAUACUCAGAGAUUGUUAGCAGGCUUUUGCUUUCCAAUAAAGCUCCGGUUCUAGAGAGUUUGCAUCUCGAUUUUGAGAAUGGCAAGUGUCGUUCUGUGGAUGUUGGAAUGUGGAUUGGAAUUGCGUACGCACGCCGUGUGCGUGAGUUGGUACUCCAUGUUAUAUCUAAGAAAAGGUCUUUCAAAUUUCCUACAAGCUUGUAUAACUGUGAUACUCUAGAGAGCUUGACACUCAGGAGUUGGGUCCUCGUUGAUGUCCCUUCUCCGGUUUGUCUCAAGUCUCUUAGAACUCUGCGUCUUGAGUGUGUGGAGUACCAAGACGAAGAAACAUUUGUUAACCUUUUAUCUGGCUGCCCUAAACUUGAAAAUCUGGAUGUAAAUCGAGGAGAUCAACUGGAUGUGGCGACUUUCACAAUUGCCAUGCCAUCUUUACAGAGACUAACAAUUCGAGAUUAUUCUGAUGCACAAGAGUGUGGUGGCUAUGUAAUCAAUGCUCCUUCUUUGAAAUACUUGCUAAUUUAUGGCCUAAAGUCUCUUGAGUUUUGUCUGAUCGAGAAUGCGCCGGAGUUGGUGGAGGCAACUAUUAUGGAUGUGUCUGAGAUAAUCACUGAGAGGCUUCUGGAAUCUUUCACUUCUGUCAAACGUCUUUCCUUGGCUUUAUCCCCCUUGGAGAUUAAGUUUCCUACUGGUAGCAUCUUCUAUCAGUUGGUAUCUUUGGAGCUAUAUACACAUAAACCAGAGUGGUGGAAUCUACUUGUGCUCAUGCUCGAUAGCUCUCCUAAAUUGCAAAUCCUCAAGCUCAUUGGUUCUCAGAGACGGUCUUGUAAAAAUUAUCAUUCAGCCUUUAGGAAUUGGAAUCAACCAAAGAAUGUUCCUGGAUGUUUGUUGUUUCAUCUCGGUUCAUUCAUGUGGAAAGGCUGCAACAGGCUAGGAGAAGAUGAAAGAGAGGUGGCGAAAUACAUCCUAAGAAACACUAAUCGUUUGAAGAGAGCAACUUUCUCCAGAAUAAUCUAUGAAGAGAACAGUUCUCUAGACAUGGCUGAGAUGGUUGAGAUGAGGAAGGAUUUGGAAAGUGUGGUCAGGGCUUCAAAUUCAUGUCAGCUUGUAUUCGAAUGUAAGAAAGAUAGUCUUAUGUAACUUUUUAUUAUGAUGAUGUUCAGUUGGGCGUACUGAGUUCUAGUAUGGCCUUUGUUUGACC